Molecule: messenger RNA, 577 nt
Organism: Thalassophryne amazonica
Lineage: Eukaryota; Metazoa; Chordata; Actinopteri; Batrachoidiformes; Batrachoididae
Product: bromodomain testis-specific protein-like
Exons: 4
Coding region: 1-537 (178 amino acids)
Source: RefSeq, a predicted model, not a curated record
AUGGAAGACGUUGUCCUGAAAAACGCACAGUCAUGGACAAAGCUGAUAAGACAGUCAGUAGAGUUACCUGUAAUCAAGUCUUCAAAAGACAGUUGCUUUCAGCAGUUUCGUAAGGCUGCUUUGGAAAGGGGAGAACAAGCAUUGAAGAAGAAACAGAUCAAAGAAAAUGCCCUGAAAGAGCCGCCAGAAAAGUGCAGCCAAACAGGGCUAAGUAAAACAGGAGAAAAUCAACAAACUUCUAGAGAGGGGAAGGAUGGAUUGCAGACCAUUUUCACAGAGCCUACGUUAGAUGUUCACCAAGAUGGUAAUCUUCAAAGUCCGAGGUGUUCAAUGAGCCAGCAGCUUAUUGGCACACAGUCAUCGAAAGACCAAGGAGAAAUUGCUCACAAAAAGGAAGAAGAUCGUCUUCGGCGUGAGACUGUACCAGUUUUCAACUUCUCAAAGCAGUGGGACAUCAUGACUGCUUUUGAGCUGAGCAUGGAUGAAGAUGAAAUUGACUGGGAUAUAUUUAAAGUGUUUUUUGACUAUACAGCUUAGAUUGUGUUAAAUUGAUCUGUUGGUUCUUUCAAGUGUAAAG